AUGCGCCAAAGUUUGGAUAUGUCAUCCAUCCGCACUUUAUCGGGUCGAAGUACGGUAGAGGCCAUCACUGGACUAGCUCAACAAUUAGAUAAAGCCAAUGUUGUGUACAAUGCAAUCACCUACGAAUACUUAUUAAGCGCGUAUGCAAAGGCGGAUAAUCCGGACCAAAUUAUGCCCCUGUUGGCUCGAAUGUAUCAAACUGGCGUUCGACCAAGUCUCAGAUUUUUUCAUGGUGCACUGAAUCUAUCAGCGCGUUUCGCCGAAGCAAGGCUGCAGGCACGGAUAUUGGAAGAAAUGAAAGGAGCAGGAUACGAUAUCAAAACUAUUGCAGUAUACAGCUACAUGAUACGGUGCAUGAGAAAUAAUGGCGAAAUCGAGCGUGCAUUGGAUACUGUGGAGGCAAUGCGAAAGGAGAAUAUCAGCCUGACGUUAUUCAUAUGCCAGCAGCUGAUGGAUAUGAGCAUCGAGCUCAACCACCCCGAUAUCGCAUAUGAACUGUUAAAGGAAGGAGUAAUGCUAAAUUUUUUUACGGAACACCAUCAUCACAUAUACAUGGAUUUGCUACGUUGCGCGGCGCUAAACGGCUCGCAUGUGAUCGUCAAGGAUUUGUGGCAAGUUGUUUUGGAUCGUAAUAUUGUACCAGACGAGGGACUUUGUCACUACAUUUUGCACGUCGCAGCCGAACAUGGUGAUUCCCGAUUAGGGAGUGAUGUAAUACGAAUACUUGGAAAGGCAGGAUUUCCGUACAAAGAGUCUCAUUUUGCACCGCUGGUCGAGGCAUUUGCGGCUUCAGGAGAUUGGAAGAGCACGCUCCAAGUGCUUGACUUGAUGCGCAAAGCAGGUCUAACGCCCACACAGGAAACUACACGGUCCAUUGCAUUUAGACUGGGAAAAGACACUGAUGCUGUACGGCUCGCACGAAAUGCUUUGGACGAUCUACAAAAAGAAAAUGCGAUCGAUAUUCUAGCAUUUAAUCUCGUUAUCCAUGCUUUUGCCUACAACAACCAGUACGAGGAUGCCAUGGAAACUUUUAGGAAGGCGUCCGACAUGCAAGUCAAGAUCGACAUCGAAACCAUCCACUCUGUCUUGGACGCGUGUAUACAUGCCGAGGAGGUUGCUGCGGGUGUUCGAAUAUUCAAUCAGUAUAUCCACGGCGAUAUCAAACCCAAUGCAACAACGAUGAGUAAAAUGGUAACGCUCAUGUGCACGCAAGACGACUAUGAGGAUGCGUUUAAAUAUUUGGAAAGUAUGAAGGCGAUGGGUCUUGUUCCGCUGCGUGGAUGCUAUUACCGUCUUGUCAAGAAGCUUGCUAGUCAUCAAGAUACAAGGCUCUCCAUAGCACUGGAUGAGAUGAAGGCUUGUGGUUAUCAAAUGACUGCAUUCUUACAAGGACAUAUAGACAAGCACAUGCCACAAGAUGAAGAAAAUGUGGAAGAUAGAGAACCCCGAAGAUAA
Zychaea mexicana is the source of this 1455-nucleotide messenger RNA. RefSeq lists its product as uncharacterized. The record is from RefSeq and is a predicted model, not a curated record. The transcript is spliced from 3 exons. Bases 1 to 1455 code for a protein of 484 amino acids. Gene Ontology annotation, molecular function: protein binding. Lineage: Eukaryota; Fungi; Mucoromycota; Mucoromycetes; Mucorales; Lichtheimiaceae.